AGCAAUCUCCCGGGCAGGCCUGCAGCACCUGGCUCCUGCACAUCCCCUCAGCCUUCCUGUGGCAAAUGGUCCAGCGAAGGAGCCCAGAGCGACUCUGGACUGGAGUGAGAAUGCCGUGAACGGAGAGCACCUGUGGCUGGAGACCAACGUCUCAGGAGACCUGUGUUACCUGGGAGAGGAGAACUGCCAAGUCAGAUUUGCAAAAUCGGCCCUGAGGAGGAAGUGUGCGGUCUGUAAAAUCGUCGUCCACACCGCCUGCAUUGAACAGCUAGAAAAGAUUAAUUUCAGAUGUAAACCAACAUUUCGAGAAGGGGGCUCAAGAUCGCCAAGAGAAAACUUUGUGCGUCAUCACUGGGUACACAGGCGUCGACAGGAGGGAAAAUGUAAGCAGUGUGGUAAGGGCUUCCAGCAAAAAUUCUCCUUCCACAGUAAAGAGAUUGUGGCUAUCAGCUGUUCCUGGUGCAAGCAGGCGUUUCACAAUAAGGUGACCUGCUUCAUGCUGCAUCAAAUUGAGGAACCCUGCUCCCUGGGGGCUCACGCUGCUGUUAUUGUCCCGCCCACCUGGAUCAUUAAGGUGAAGAAACCUCAGGUGAUCUCCAUUGCAGGAGAUGAACUUGAACUUGGUUGGGCGGGAGACGGACCUGGUUGGGCGGGAGACUGGAGCCCCUCAGAGAAUUUGGGAUUCUUCCAUUUUUACUGGGAGGGUUGGCAGAACUCACUGAAGGCUUCAAACCGGAAGAAGAAGAGGACAAGCUUUAAAAGAAAAGCCAGUAAAAGAGGGACUGAACAGGAAAACAAAGGUCGUCCUUUUGUGAUAAAACCUAUCUCUUCUCCUCUCAUGAAACCCUUGCUUGUGUUUGUGAACCCCAAGAGUGGAGGCAACCAGGGAACCAAAGUCCUGCAGAUGUUCAUGUGGUACCUGAAUCCACGGCAGGUGUUUGAUCUUUCUCAGGAAGGGCCCAAAGAUGCGCUUGAGUUGUAUAGGAAAGUACCAAAUCUGCGAAUUCUGGCCUGUGGUGGGGAUGGAACGGUGGGCUGGAUCCUUUCUAUUCUGGAUGAACUGCAGCUGAGCCCUCAGCCUCCCGUCGGGGUCCUUCCUCUGGGGACUGGGAACGACCUGGCUCGAACUCUCAACUGGGGAGGGGGCUACACUGAUGAACCUGUCUCUAAGAUCCUUUGCCAAGUAGAAGAUGGGACAAUUGUACAGCUAGAUCGCUGGAACCUCCAUGUGGAAAGAAACCCAGACUUGCCUCCAGAAGAACUUGAAGAUGGCGUCUGUAAGCUUCCUCUGAAUGUUUUCAAUAAUUACUUCAGCCUUGGAUUUGAUGCCCACGUCACACUGGAGUUCCAUGAAUCCAGAGAAGCAAAUCCAGAGAAAUUCAACAGUCGUUUUCGAAAUAAAAUGUUCUAUGCAGGAGCGGCUUUUUCUGAUUUCCUACAGAGAAGUUCUAGAGAUCUAUCCAAACAUGUUAAAGUUGUUUGUGAUGGAACAGAUCUCACUCCAAAGAUUCAGGAACUGAAGUUCCAGUGUAUAGUAUUUUUAAAUAUACCCAGAUAUUGUGCUGGCACAAUGCCCUGGGGGAACCCAGGAGAUCACCAUGAUUUUGAACCUCAGCGCCAUGAUGAUGGUUAUAUUGAAGUCAUUGGGUUCACUAUGGCCUCUUUGGCUGCCCUGCAAGUUGGGGGCCACGGGGAAAGGCUACACCAGUGUCGGGAGGUCAUGCUGCUCACUUACAAAUCCAUCCCCAUGCAAGUGGAUGGGGAGCCCUGUAGGUUGGCCCCAGCUAUGAUUCGGAUCUCCUUGAGGAAUCAAGCCAACAUGGUACAGAAGAGCAAGAGGAGAACAUCCAUGCCUUUACUCAAUGACAUCCAUCAGGUGGCAGCUGCUGACCUGCGGAGAGUGUCUGCUCCCCCGGGCUCCUUCACCACAUACUUAGCUUUUGUUCUGGUUCAGGUACUGGUUCAGGUGCUUGACAUGAACUGCUUAACUAAUGACUCCCCCAACAGCCCUAUAGCACAUGUGCUGUUAUCUCCAGCCGUGGUCUUGUGGGGAAUCUGA
This is a messenger RNA of Leptonychotes weddellii (Weddell seal), 2059 nucleotides long. The record is from RefSeq and is a predicted model, not a curated record. NCBI's taxonomy places the organism in Eukaryota, Metazoa, Chordata, Mammalia, Carnivora, Phocidae.